GCGCAGUCAAUCGCACCCGCGGCGCGUGGUGACUGCUAGUAGCCCCGCGAGUCACGCUCGAGUACGGUCCACCGAGGGCGCGCGGAGCUUGCAGAGCAUGUCGUGGCUCUUCGGCAUCAAGGGUCCCAAGGGCGAAGGCACAGGGCCCCCGCUGCCCUUGCCGCCCGCUCAACCUGGGGCGGAGGGUGGCGGCGACCGUGGUGCGGGAGACCGGCCAUCGCCCAAGGACAAAUGGAGCAACUUCGACCCGACAGGCCUGGAGCGUGCGGCCAAAGCGGCGCGCGAGUUGGAGCACUCGCGUCAUGCCAAGGAGGCACUGAAUCUUGCACAGAUGCAGGAGCAGACACUGCAGCUAGAACAACAAUCCAAGCUCAAGGAGUAUGAAGCUGCUGUGGAGCAGCUGAAGAGUGAACAGAUCCGUGUGCAGGCUGAAGAAAGAAGGAAAACCCUGAGCGAGGAGACACGGCAGCACCAGGCUAGGGCCCAGUACCAGGAUAAGCUAGCUCGACAACGCUACGAGGACCAGCUGAAACAACAGCAACUUCUGAAUGAAGAGAAUUUAAGGAAACAAGAGGAAUCUGUGCAGAAGCAGGAGGCCAUACGGCGAGCCACUGUGGAGCGAGAGAUGGAGCUGCGGCAUAAAAAUGAGAUGUUGCGGGUGGAAGCUGAGGCCCGAGCACGGGCCAAGGCUGAUCGAGAAAAUGCGGACAUCAUCCGGGAACAGAUUCGACUCAAGGCUGCCGAGCACCGUCAGACCAUCCUGGAGUCUAUCAGGACAGCUGGCACCUUGUUUGGUGAAGGAUUCCGUGCCUUUGUGACAGACUGGGACAAAGUGACAGCCACGGUGGCUGGGUUGACACUCUUAGCUGUUGGAGUAUAUUCUGCCAAGAAUGCUACUUCUGUUGCUGGUCGGUAUAUUGAGGCCCGAUUGGGAAAGCCGUCCUUGGUGAGAGAGACCUCCCGCAUCUCAGUGCUGGAGGCAUUGAGGCAUCCCAUCCAGGUCAGCAGGCGACUGGUCAGCAGACCCCAGGAUGCGUUGGAGGGCGUCAUCCUCAGUCCUAGCCUGGAGGCACGGGUUCGAGAUAUUGCCAUUGCAACAAGAAAUACCAAGAAGAACAAAAGCCUGUAUAGGAACGUUCUGAUGUAUGGGCCACCGGGGACUGGCAAGACACUAUUUGCCAAGAAACUUGCACUGCAUUCAGGCAUGGACUACGCCAUCAUGACAGGAGGGGACGUGGCCCCCAUGGGGCGGGAGGGUGUGACUGCCAUGCACAAGGUCUUCGACUGGGCAAGCACCAGCCGACGAGGCCUCCUGCUCUUUGUGGAUGAAGCAGAUGCCUUCCUCAGAAAGCGAGCAACUGAAAAGAUAAGUGAAGACCUCAGGGCUACUCUGAAUGCCUUCCUACACAGGACAGGACAACACAGUAAUAAGUUCAUGCUGGUCCUGGCCAGUAACCAGCCUGAGCAGUUUGAUUGGGCCAUCAAUGACCGCAUUGACGAGAUGGUCUGCUUCGCCCUGCCACAGCGGGAGGAGCGAGAGCGCCUGGUGAGAAUGUAUUUUGACAAGUAUGUCCUUAAGCCGGCCACAGAAGGAAAGCAACGCUUGAAGGUGGCCCAGUUUGACUACGGAAAGAAAUGCUCAGAGGUCGCCCAGCUGACGGAGGGAAUGUCAGGCCGGGAGAUUGCCCAGCUUGCUGUGGCAUGGCAGGCCAUGGCAUAUUCGUCUGAGGAUGGAGUCCUCACGGAGGCUAUGCUGGAUGCCCGUGUACAGGAUGCUGUUCAGCAGCACCAGCAGAAGAUGCAGUGGCUUAAACUAGAGAGACCCGAUUCUGAGGCCAGCAAGCUACCACAUCCUUCACUCCUCAGCUGCUGAGCUGGACCUGGACACCUUGUGCACCCGACUGAGGACAGCCAGUCUCUAUGACCACACUUAUUGCUCCCUCCUUUCCUGUUGACCUCUGUAAGAGGUCAACAUUGCCUCAAAUGCCUCUGUGUAGUUGUGGGAUGCUGGAAGUGUCAGCUUCUCUGCCUCCCAUACCUCCUAGUCUCUGUCUCUCCAAGUGCUGGCAGAGGGAGGCAUACUGCCUUCCUGUACCUCAGUACACUAGUGAGACAUGUCUGCAAGUCCAGAGCAGAGCAGAGAGUGCGCAGAGUGCCGUACCACAAGCCAGUGGCUAUGCCAGCAGGACUGGGGCUUUCAGGGACCAGGCAGGCUAUAGGCACAGAGGGCCCUCUACUUCCUGGACAUUACUCCUACCACAUACACAUCUGUGCCAAGAAUUGGUCCAGUCCUUACUUGGUAGAGUGGAUCUGGUGCUAGACAGCCCUUGGCUCAUGGCAUCCAAGAGUCAGAACUACCGCCUUCCCCUUGACUGGAUCUGGGCCUUUUAAAUCCAGAAUCUAAUAAAACUGUGACUGAUUUACUGUU
Messenger RNA from Apodemus sylvaticus (European woodmouse), 2428 nucleotides. Its product is annotated as ATPase family AAA domain-containing protein 3. The coding region runs from base 98 to 1873 and encodes 591 amino acids. Gene Ontology annotation, molecular function: zinc ion binding; ATP binding; ATP hydrolysis activity. Gene Ontology annotation, biological process: mitochondrion organization. Gene Ontology annotation, cellular component: mitochondrion. The record is from RefSeq and is a predicted model, not a curated record. Lineage: Eukaryota; Metazoa; Chordata; Mammalia; Rodentia; Muridae. The transcript is spliced from 16 exons.